CCUGCGCGCUGCCCGGUCCUUUUUUUUUCACGUGUCCCCCCAGCCGGGCCCGCAGGACUCUCCUUGCAGCGGCGGCCGCGGCGGGUGCAGAGUCCGAGCUGCGGCGGCACGAGUCAUGGCUGGACAGGCUUUCAGAAAGUUUCUCCCGCUCUUUGACAGAGUAUUGGUUGAAAGGAGUGCCGCCGAAACCGUGACCAAGGGUGGCAUCAUGCUUCCCGAAAAGUCUCAAGGAAAAGUAUUGCAAGCCACAGUAGUGGCUGUGGGAUCAGGCGCCAAAGGCAAGGAUUUCUAUAAUUGGCCUGAUGAAUCAUUUGAUGAAAUGGACAGUACACUUGCUGUUCAGCAGUAUAUUCAGCAGAAUAUAAGGGCAGACUGCUCCAAUAUUGACAAAAUUCUUGAACCACCUGAAGGCCAAGAUGAAGGUGUAUGGAAGUAUGAACAUUUAAGGCAAUUCUGUCUUGAACUAAAUGGACUUGCUGUCAAACUUCAGAGUGAAUGCCAUCCAGAUACGUGUACUCAAAUGACAGCAACUGAACAGUGGAUUUUUCUUUGUGCAGCUCAUAAAACUCCAAAAGAGUGUCCUGCUAUAGAUUACACAAGACACACACUUGAUGGUGCUGCAUGUCUUCUGAAUAGCAAUAAAUAUUUUCCCAGCAGGGUUAGCAUAAAAGAAUCAUCUGUAGCAAAACUAGGAUCAGUGUGCCGUAGGAUUUAUAGAAUAUUUUCACAUGCCUAUUUUCAUCACCGGCAGAUAUUUGAUGACUAUGAAAAUGAAACAUUUUUAUGUCAUCGGUUUACUAAAUUUGUGAUGAAAUAUAAUUUGAUGUCGAAGGAUAACCUGAUUGUACCAAUUUUAGAAGAGGAAGUUCAGAAUUCAGUUUCUGGAGAAAGUGAAGCAUGAAGGGAGUCGUGUAGAACAAUGUACUGAUCACAUAAUUAACAAUUAUGUACUGUAUAUAUCUAUCAUUUUAGACACGUCAAUCAUGUAUCCAUAGUAUAGCUUAUUUGUUUAGGAUAGGUUUUGUAUGCUAUGUGUUGCCUUUUAAAAUGGGAAAUACAUUUUAAGUUAUUCAUGAGCUGUAUAUUCACUGGUGUGGCACUCAUGGUUUUUAAAUAAGUUUAGUAUUAUCUGUUUAUAAUGCCUGUUAAUAAAAGAAUUUACAGUUUGGUAAAA
Molecule: messenger RNA, 1174 nt
Organism: Peromyscus eremicus (cactus mouse)
Lineage: Eukaryota; Metazoa; Chordata; Mammalia; Rodentia; Cricetidae
Product: MOB-like protein phocein
Exons: 9
Coding region: 116-901 (261 amino acids)
Cellular component (GO): cytoplasm; mitochondrial matrix
Molecular function (GO): metal ion binding; protein folding chaperone; ATP binding
Source: RefSeq, a predicted model, not a curated record